AUGGUGAAUGCAAAUCUGGGAGCGAAUUAUGAGCGAUUGAGAUCAGCUUCAAUGUCAAAACCUGGUGCUUUCAACGAGCCCGAUAUCGUGGAUCUGGAAACGCUAAGUACCUCUCAAGAUGAACUUAAAGACAACAACGUUACUUUCAAUGCAACACAUCGAAAGCUCCACCACAGACACGUCUUACUCAUAGGUAUCUCUGGGGUCAUCGGAACGGCCCUGUUUGUAAGUAUCGGAAAAGCGCUGUACCAUGGAGGGUCUGUUUUCCUUCUAUUGGGAAUGGCGCUGUGGUGUAUCCCGAUUCUCUGCAUUACCGUUUCGACAGCGGAAAUGGUAUGUUUUCUACCGCUCGACUCACCUUUUUUGAGAAUAGCGUCGCGAUGCGUGGAUGAUGCUAUGGCCAACACAGCAGGCUGGAAUUUUUGGUUUUUAGAAUGCGUUCAAAUCCCGUUCGAAAUAGUGGCUGUGAAUACUAUCAUACAUUACUGGCGAGAUGAUUAUUCCGCGGCAAUACCGCUCGUUGUCCAGGUUUUGCUUUACCUGGCCAUCAGCUUGUUUGCCGUACGUUACUAUGGUGAAAUGGAAUUCUGGCUUGCCAGCUUUAAGCUGUUUCUUGCCGCGGGACUCUUUCUUUUCACUUUCAUCGCCAUGCUUGGCGGAAAUCCAAAAAAGGACAGGUUCGGGUUCAGGUACUUUUCUGAAGCCCCAUUCAAGCAAUACUUCCCUACAGACCAUAAAGGUACUGCUUCUUCCGGCUAUUUCCAAGCAUUUCUUGCUUGCCUCAUUCAGGCUUCUUUCACAAUAGCAGGACCAGACUACGUUUCCAUGAUUGCUGGAGAGACCAAGCUACCGCGAAAAGUUUUACCUGUUGCCUUCAAACAUGUUUUCAAUCGACUUACAGUCCUAUUUUUGGGUAGCAGUUUAUGUGUCGGGAUUUUAUGCAGUGCAAACAAUCCCGAUUUAACAGCUGCCAUCAACGAAGCACGUCCGGGCGCUGGCGCCUCUCCAUAUGUUAUUGCAAUGAAAAAUUUGGGAAUAAGAGCUUUACCAGACUUGGUUAACGCGACUCUCAUCACAGCUGCAUUCUCAGCGGGAAAUGCAUACACAUUUUGCUCUUCCCGAAUAUUACAUGGAAUGGCUCUGGAUGGUAGCGCACCUGCCGCUUUCAAAAAGUGUAACAAGCAUGGAGUACCCAUCAAUGCAGUGAUCGUAUCCCUGUUGUGGGGCCUUUUGAGCCUUUUGCAACUCAAUUCUAACAGUGCUGUGGUAUUGAACUGGCUCAUAAACUUGAUAACAACUUCACAGUUGAUUAAUUUCGCCUUCUUAUGCAUAACCUACCUCUAUUUUCGGCGGUCUUACAACGCACAAAAGAAGAAUCUGCCACCGCUGCCCUUCCAAUCCUGGUGGCAGCCUUACACUGCAAUUGUUGGUCUCGUGUCAGUCGUAACCAUGGCUCUCGUUCAGGGCUACUCCGUUUUCUACCCAUCUUUAUGGAACGUACAGGAUUUUCUGUUUUGUUAUUUGAUGAUAUUCCUGAACCUAGCCGUUUACUUCUUCUACAAAUUCAUUGUGGGAAAGGGUCGCUUGGGGCCUCGAAACCCAAGUGCGGUAGAUCUCACCACCGGCCUGCUUGAUAUCGAGCAGCAUGAGUUGGAACAUGGGUUUACCAAAUAUGCUUUUUUCACAAUUGGGCGUUCCCCAACGUUGGCAACGAACGAUGUUGAAAACCAUUUGAGCUCGGACCUAUUUGAAAGCCUGAGCACAUCGGCACCCAACACAAAACGCCUCGCCACAAAUAAAAUGUAG
Lachancea sp. 'fantastica' is the source of this 1806-nucleotide messenger RNA. The record is from the annotation of a GenBank genome assembly. Lineage: Eukaryota; Fungi; Ascomycota; Saccharomycetes; Saccharomycetales; Saccharomycetaceae.